Messenger RNA from Pieris rapae (cabbage white), 2317 nucleotides. RefSeq lists its product as uncharacterized. Lineage: Eukaryota; Metazoa; Arthropoda; Insecta; Lepidoptera; Pieridae. Gene Ontology annotation, molecular function: serine hydrolase activity. The record is from RefSeq and is a predicted model, not a curated record. The transcript is spliced from 8 exons. The coding region runs from base 325 to 1293 and encodes 322 amino acids.
UCUUAAAUUUUACAGUUUUGUUUUCCGAAGUCGGAGGUGCACGGACGGGCGGUUAGUGGGGUGUGCAUGCUGCUUAGUUCACUGUAAUAUUGAGUGUAUUUUGAAAAAAUCACUCAAAAUACUUCAUUCUAAUUAAAUAAUUGUAUGAAUAGUUAAAGUAUUAAAACUACAGGUAGGGUCCACAUUUUAUUUUUCAUGCAAUUUUGUCGUUAGAAUGUGUGAUUAAAAGUGCAUCUUUAAAAUUGCUCUUUGAACUUCCGUACGGUACUCUCGGAAACCACAAGUGAUUUUAUUACCCUAAAGAAACGUCCGUUUACGACUAAGAUGGGUUUUUGCAAGACUGCAGCGACUUUUGCAAUCAACAGUGGAAGAGCUGGCAUAAGAAAUAAUGGGAAUCUUCGUCUUCGCCCGCUGUUGUCAUGCGCGCCGGUCAUGAUGGUGUGCGGAGAAAGGAAUGCGCAUACGCAGGAUCUUACCAAGAACAUUCAGUACAUCAGCAACGACAAGGUCAAGCUCACCACGGAUCCGAAGACAAUGAAACUCGACAAGCAGCUUAACCGUCCAAUGUGCGUGAUGAUUAACUGGUUGUUGGCGAGACAGAAGCACGUGAUGAAGUAUGCCAAUCUCUACUUGGAGCAGGGAUUUGAUGUCAUCUCCGUAUCAUGUACCCCCUGGCAACUCAUGUGGCCACAAAAGGGCACGCAAUUGGUGUCUGGUGAUCUCCUGCGAUUCAUGCAGGCGAACGAGAAUGAUCAGCCACUUGUGGUGCACGGAUUUUCAGUGGGUGGUUACCUCUGGGGCGAGCUGUGCGUGCACGUGAUGAAAAAUAAGGAAUUAUACCAGCCGGUCCUGGACCGAGUUUCUGCUCAAGUAUGGGAUUCGGCUGCUGACAUAACAGAGAUCACCAUCGGAGUACCGGCGGCCGUCUUCCCCAAGAACAAGAUCAUGCAGAAGACGCUCAAGGCGUAUAUGGAAUAUCACCUGAAAACGUUCCACGAUGCCGCCACAGUGCAUUACAUCCGUUCAUCGCAGUUGUUCCACACCAACCUUUGUCACGCGCCCGCGUUGUUCCUACUGUCGGCGAGUGAUACUGUGGGAGCCGAGAGAAGCAACAGAGCCGUGUAUGAAAGCUGGGUCAAAAUGGGCAUGAAGUGUACAUGGAACUGCUGGGAUCGAUCACCCCACGUACAGCAUUUCAACAAACAUCGCGACGAGUACGUGACUCUUUUACGUGCGCAUCUACGCGAACACGUCCCAACCGCUAAUCGAGAACAAAAUCGCGCGAUGGUUUAAAUAGUUCCGCAAUACCUUUUCCGACGUAGAUAAUAAACUGGGUGUGUAAUAUUUUAACGUAUUUACCCGAAUUAAUAUUACAUAAUAAUUAAUAAUUACGUACUCCGAGCUUGACUCGCAGUACGUAAUAAUUAUAAAAGGAAUUAAAAUCAGAGUAUAGGGGAGCCGCAAAACUAAGUCGAGUUGUAUAAUUAUAAAAACUACUCAGUUUAUUAUCUACAAUUAAAAUGCCUUAUAAGCACUUAGUAUUUACCAGGGUUUAGAAUUUAUAUAAAUGUUAAUUUUUAUACAAAUAGCGAAUACGUCUGGAUAUAUCUGAACUCUGCAUUAAAUAUAAUUUUUAUAUAACUCUAGAUUUUAUCUCAUAUGUUAAGUAGUAGAGCCAAAUAAAUUUAUGGUGAUUAUAUAACGGGUGAGAAAAAAAAUCGACUGAUUGGUAGUAUUAGUUAAUUGUAGCGUGAAUUAUUGAUAAAGUGGUAAAAUUGGCAGAUUAAAGCGUUUGUAUUUUCUGUUCCAGUAGAAUUUUAGACUUAUAUUUAAUCUAUGGCUAUAUUUUGGUAAUCCUUAAGAUUUUAUACUGUACAAUGUUUAUUAUCAUUUGUUUGCGUCAUUUAAAAAAAUUGCAUAGACCAAAAAUUGCACAGAAUUUAUAUACAUAUUUAUAAGCGAUUGACGUAGAGUUUUGUAGUGUCUGUCAAAUUCACAACUGAUUGGCAAAUGUCAAAAUUUAAAAUCUUAUAAAAUUGAGGAUUGCAAAGAUAAAUAUGGCAUUUUAUUAAAUUCUAUUGGAAUGAAGUAAAGUUUGUCGCCCUAAUUUUAUAUGAUAACAGGGUUUUAAGUAUUUUACAAAAAUAAUUUAAAUUAAAACUGUUUUAAUGAAUUUUUGUAUACGUUAUUUACUCAAGCACCAUAUUUUUCGUGAACCUAUUUUCAUGUUGUCAAAUAUCAAUUCUCGUAUUAACGUGGUGUAUCUUUUAGAAUUUAAGAGCGAUGUUUUUAUAAUAAAGUAUUUGUAGAAAGUGUU